Molecule: messenger RNA, 316 nt
Organism: Rhagoletis pomonella (apple maggot)
Lineage: Eukaryota; Metazoa; Arthropoda; Insecta; Diptera; Tephritidae
Source: RefSeq, a predicted model, not a curated record
GGGGGGAGAAUCUCUUGAAAGGGCGCAGGAACUGCAACGCAAAAUAAUAGCCAUGCUACAUAGCGGUACAUUUGAACUUCGCAAAUGGGCGGCCAACAAUCCGAAGCUGCUCGAAAACAUUCCAACAGAACACAAGGCAACACAUGGUGUGUUGCACCUCAACGCAAAGGAAACCAUAAAACUUUGGGCCUAUCAUGAAACCCAGCGACUGACAAUUUCGAAUUCAAUCUAUAUUUUAAAAUUCCAAGGGUGCCGCCACAAAACGGAGCAUUUUGUCAACUACAGCGCGUUUAUUCGAUCCGCUCGGCUGGUUUAA